CCAAAGAGCCGCGCUGGAAGACGCAGAGAAACCCGGCACGCCAUUCUGCCAAACUGCUCCAACAACGACGCGUGCACGCCUGGGACGCGCAUAGUACGCCGUCGGGCAGCCGCAGCCAUGCGGUCAUAACUCGCCCGCACCCCUAGCUCGACGACGGCACCGCUGCAGACACCACAGAAGCCACAGCAUGCGCACCCUCCUCCUCCUCCUCACCGUAGGAAGCGCCUACCGCACGGGCAGGACCAAGAUCCAACGACGAGAGCCCUGGGUCGUCGUUGAAAGGUUCUGCUUUGAAGGGCGAAGCACACUAGACUACUCCGUAAAAACGACGGGCGGCACGCGGAUGUACAUCUACGGCAGUAAAGACCAGAAGAGUUUCCGAGAGAAGGUCGACAAGAAGGCCUACCAGGCCAUGAGCCUGCAGAAGCGCUUCGAGCGAGCUGAUUCCGAGGUCGUGCUCGCGCCUGGUACCACUUCUUCCGGUAGUUUGAAGUUCGCGGUCGAGUCGGGCCAGACCUUCGUGCAUAUUGUAAUAGCGAACUUCAACGCGUCGUGCAACGCCAUUUGUGUGGACCAGUUUUCCUGCAAUGCGGAGUUUUCGAAGCGGUGCUACGGUCCUGUUGAAGUGGAAUACGACAUGACCUUCCGAGAUGGAGCGUCCGAGCACGGCCGCGACGAGCGGGGCGCGAACGUGUUGUACGGCGUGUUCGCGGCAUUGUAUGCGCUCUUUGUUGGGUUGUCAUGUGCGGUCGAAGGUUUAUUAGUACGAGAGGACAAAAGGCACGCGACGUGUCGAAUUUUGAUGAGGAGCGUGUGGGUCGCGGCGCUGUCUAUAUGGUUUAGGAUGCUCCACCACGCCAUCUACGCGAACGACGGCAAGGGCGCGCCGAAGCUCGUAAACGCGGCGAUGGCGUUUUCACUGGUCGCGGACUGCGGCGUGUUAUUAGCGCUGGCUUUAUGUGCCGAGGGCUGGCGGAUUGUUCGCCGAAAAAUAGCCGUCCGGGGCCGCAUCCGCGUCGCGUUACUGAUCACGACUUAUAGUAUAGCGGCGGCAUGCAUCUGGGGCUGGUACGGGACGCGGCGCCGAAAAUGAACUCGAGCUUGACGGGGUCGCCUCGACGGCGUCGCGCCGCGCAGGUACGUCUCUACCUACAAGCACUCGACGUCGCCGUCACUACGAGAGACGGCGCCGGGGCGGGGUCUGGUCGGUCUGCGCGUCGUCGCCGGCGCCAUCGUCAUUGCAAGACUGCUCCAGCAAUCAGAUAGAUUCAUGGCAUCAAAAAGAGAGUUCUACCAGGUGCUGUUCGGCCUGAUCGUCGGGUGGAGCGCGGUCUGGCCCGUGGCGCUCAUCGCCGCGACCGUAGCUCGUCCCGCAGAUAAAGACAUGGCCUUCGACGGGUGUCUCGUCGUCGCGGAGUUCCUCGUGCAGGCUCUACUCGUGUACUGCUGCAAGCCGGGCUCUCCCCUAUUUCCGUUCCACGCGAACGUCGUCACCUGCGCGGAAAUCAACUAGGUUAUCGUCGCGUCGAUGGCGUGGGCGCCCGUGAAAUGGAGUUGCACACAGGUCGUCAACGCCGCCGCGAACCCCACGGCCGGGCUGUGGGGCGCGGCCCGCUCUGGUGGUAUGAGUGAUCCGCGCUUCCAGAGCGUGUCGGGCGGGAGGGGCGCCAACACGAAUUCGGCGAACCAAUACGUUAUAAAUGACGGCUUCGAGGCUUUGCACGUGCGCCGCCUGAAGCACGUUUGGCAACACUUGACCGAAAGAUUGGACGCCGUCGAGGAUUCGGCGCGCGAAUUAGCUACCGCCGUCGCUUUGGCCGACGUCGACGACGAGCCUCCAGCUAGGUUUCCGGGGCAACCGGACACGCCGACGCCGCUGCAGUCGCGGCGCGGGACGCCGCGGACCGAGGCCGCGCAGGACCGGGCCGCGGAGCUCCUCGCCGGGCGCGAGACGGAGCUGCCGCGGCGGAAUAAGUCGCCGCCGCGGACGCCGCCGCGAGGCGACUCUCCGCGGCGGCCAGGUGGGCCAGAUACGCCCUCCGCGCGCCGGAAGAAGCGCUCGCCGCCGCGGACGCCGCCCCCCGACGAGGACCCGCCGCCGCGGAGGCGCUCGGACGGCGACGGCCGGCCGCCCCGGCAGGACGGCGGCAGCGCUCCCGUGUCGCGCCGGUCAUCGGACGCGUACAGCGGCGAGCCAGCUAGUACGGAGGGCGCCGACCCACGGGACGAAGGGACCGUGCGCGGCGACCCAGAUGUCGAGAAGCUGGCGCCGCCGUAAUUCAAUUCAAGUCACUAGUAGACCGUGACAGAACAGGCGUCGGGGCAGGCCGCGUAAGAACUACUGUACUAACUUACCAAAAAGA
Messenger RNA from Pelagomonas calceolata, 2363 nucleotides. The record is from the annotation of a GenBank genome assembly. Lineage: Eukaryota; Pelagophyceae; Pelagomonadales; Pelagomonadaceae.